CAAAUAGUUAAAUUUGUUGGCACUUGUUUCUAGAAAUGUUUUUAAGUUUAUUAUUAUCACUGUACUUCUACCAAUGGAAAAAUUAAAAAGGGAAAUAAUGAGAAAGUAUCAAUGUAUUUCUGCAACACAUUUGAGUUGAGGUGCUGGUAAACCAUUUUGUAACUGUAAGCUUCUCUACCCUUGUGAGGUUUCUUAUUUCUAUAGAUUUCCAUUUCUCCUCUUCUUUUCACUUGUCUGUCUCUCUAAUGCUUCUGCCAAAACUCUUCCACUGCUUAUCUUUCUUUUACUUUGUUUUCUGAUGCAGUCGUUGAAAUUACAUGUCUUAAAGCUUACACAAAAUAUAGAGGCUUUGAAGUCACGGUUGGCCAAAAAUGAGGAGAUGAUUCAUAGUCAAUCUCUGGAUAUAGUUGAUAUGCAGGUACCAGUGACGGGAAUAUCUGAUGCAGCAGGCGGAAAUAAUUACCAGUCAAGUUUAGCCAGUCCUUGCACUUCUGAGGAAUCUGGGGAUGCUGCAGAAGACACUGACCACAAUUCUCAAAAAGAAAUACCAAGUGACUCCUCGGGCACCGACCACAGUUCUCAGAAAGAAUUAGCGAGGGAUUCCUUAGACACCGACCACGGUUCUCAGAAAGAAUUACCGAGUGAUUCCUUAAACACUGACCACAGUUCUCAGCAAGAAAUUCCAAGUGAUUCCUUUCUCCAAUAUGAGGGAGAGGCUGAGGCUAUGUGUGAUACAAUUCAACCUCAGCAUCAAUCUAUUUCAUCAACCAAAGAGUCAAAAAGUAUGUUCAAUGUGAAUGUGGACAAAAAAACAUUUCGUGCAGUGGGUGAAUCUGUUUCCAAGUCUUCCAAGGGAGAAGUUAAGAUCCACUUUUCUGAGACCAGAAGUUUCAACAAACCUUGGGAAGUUGACAAUAAAAAGGAGGUGUCUCAAGUUGAUUCUGUGAAACCUCAACAAGAACUUAGAUCGACCCAGAGUAGGUCCGAAGGGAUGCCUUCCAGAAAAAUACAUCUUUCCAACAGGGAGAGGCUGCUCCUCAGAAAGCAAGCCCUCAAGAUGAAGAAGCAACCAGUGCUUGCUGUUGGGAGGAGCAAUAUUGUUACUGGACUUGCAAAAAAUAUCAAAGAACACUUCAAGAAGUAUCCUCUUGCGAUUGUGAAUGUCAAAGGAAGGGCAAAAGGGACUUCAGUUAGGGAGGUGGUUUUUAAGCUGGAGCAAGCUACAGGUGGUGUACUUGUUUCUCAAGAACCAAGCAAAGUCAUAUUGUAUAGAGGUUGGGGUCCAGGUGGAGAGCGUGCUUCUUCUAAUGGAAAUAACACUAGAGAUUCGAGAAACAGCAGAGAGCACAAGGAACUGCUGGCAAUAUCUCCUGAGCUAAUAUCAGCAAUCAGGCUUGAAUGUGGUUUGCAAUCCGACCAUGAAAUGGAGGUCACUUCAUAGGCUACAACCUUUGUACAAGUGAAGUCGACACUAUUUGAGCUCUCGUUUUAGCAACUCCUUUUUUUGCCCCCAAUGAUGGUCUAUGGGUUGUCUCUGCAUGCAUCUGACAAUUGCUUUUCCAAUGUGGAGUUGGAAUCUAAAUUGUGCAUCAACUCUCCAAUACGAAUGAUAGGGAAUCAACUGCCACCGAGCCUCUCUCCUUGCAGACUUUCAGUAACUGGAAAAAGUUCCACGUGAUAUUUGUCUCGUGGCAGCGGUCAUUGUGCUUCAACUGGAGAGAUUCUGGGAGGAAACCUGUAACCGUAUGUUAGUUAAGUGGGGGCUGCUGUCCUAAUUGUUUCCGAACAAGCUCCAUUUUUGGUUUCGGAUGUGUUGUCAGUUCUCAAUUAUCUCUAGUUGCUGACCUACAUUUUAUGUAAAUAGUAGUUUCAUCCCUAGUAAUUUAAGGACAUAGAUGUCACACAUUGCACAGGCUCCUUUUGAUUACAUACUGGUUUUAGGUUA
Molecule: messenger RNA, 1945 nt
Organism: Lycium ferocissimum
Lineage: Eukaryota; Viridiplantae; Streptophyta; Magnoliopsida; Solanales; Solanaceae
Product: CRM-domain containing factor CFM2, chloroplastic
Exons: 6
Coding region: 299-1441 (380 amino acids)
Molecular function (GO): RNA binding
Source: RefSeq, a predicted model, not a curated record